AUUGCACGCAGUUAUAUAAAUUAUAAUGCUUAUAAAACAAACUGUAUCAACAUAUUGUUUUAUAGGAAGCCGUAUUAAGAAUUUAGUUUGUUUACACACAAUAUCCCCGUGUUUUAUCAGUUGUGACCAUCUGUGUGAGGAUAAAGCGGGAGUUACAAGACUCGAAUCAACAGAUCUGUAUUUAUGUGCAGUUCAAUGUCAUUAAGGAUUUUAAAGUGACCAUGUAUUUGUGAACUCGCCAGGUGUUACAAAGAUGAAGACUGUAAUAGUUAUAGGAGGUGGACUGGUGGGUGCUCUUCAUGCAUGUUUUAUGGCGAAGCGGGGCUACAAGGUGGAUAUCUACGAAAUGAGAGAUGACAUCCGUACUAUGGAGGUUGUUCGAGGGAGAAGUAUAAAUCUUGCGUUGUCUGUGCGAGGACGGGAGGCCCUGAGGAGGGUUGGAGUAGAAGAUCAGAUUGUUAAGUUCGGUAUUCCCAUGUAUUCUAGGAUGAUACAUGAUAGGGAUGGCAAACGACGACCUAUACCGUACGGCAAAAAGGACGAGUAUAUUAUGUCUAUUGACAGGAGGCAUUUGAACGAAAUUUUAUUAACAGAGGCAGAAAAAUUCCCUAACGUGUCAACACAUUUCGAGCACAAAGUUGUCGAGUGUAAUUUCAGUGCGGGGACAGUAACUUUUCAAAAGAAAGACGGCAGUUCAGUGACAGUGACGGCGGAUCUUAUCGUUGGUUGUGAUGGUGCUUACUCUAAAGUACGCCAGGAAAUGAUGAAAAAAACAUUGUUGGAUUAUGAACAAGUUUUCAUACCUCAUGGUUAUAUGGAACUCAAUAUGCCACCAACACCGCAAGAUAAGUACGCGAUGGAGGUGAACUACUUACAUAUCUGGGCGAGAAAUGAAUACAUGAUGAUAGCCCUGCCCAACUACGACAGGUCAUACACUGUUACACUCUUCAUGCCUUUCGAGAUUUUCAAGACUCUCACCACAGAAAACGCUGUGUUGAAUUUCUUCAAGGACAAUUUCGCUGACUCCAUACCUUUACUAGGAGAGAAAGCACUCAUCGAGACUGUGAUUAAGAACAAGGCCUUGCCAAUGGUGACAGUGAAGUGUUCCCCGUAUCAUGUGAAAGACAGAGUGGUCAUAAUGGGGGAUGCUGCCCAUGCCAUGGUGCCUUUCUACGGACAGGGUAUGAAUUGUGGGUUUGAAGACUGUAUUGUGUUUGCUGAUCUUCUGGAUAAACACGAAGGUGAUUUUGCUGCUACAUUAAGCGAGUUCACGAGUUACCGGUCCAUAGACGCCAAAGCAAUGUGUGACCUGGCUUUCUACAACUACAUUGAGAUGCGUCAAUCAGUUAAUUCUCGCCUGUUUCUUCUGCGAAAGAAGGUUGACAAUUUUCUGUUUUGGUUGUUUCCGAACACAUGGAUCCCACUGUACACAACGGUGUCGUUCUCGCGGAAAAGGUAUCACGAGUGCAUAAAAAACAAAGAAUGGCAAGACAAGGUGAUUCAAAGGGCCAUGUAUCUUUCCAUUCCCACAUUUGCAGUUGCAGGAUAUUAUAUUUACAAGUAUCUCGAGCGGUUGGAUGUUCCUAUUUACGAGAAACUCGUGCAACUGGCUGAAAACUUUCGGCCUGAUCAAAAGUGGUGAUGAAAUGCGGGAAACGAAGUGACAUAUACAAGAAGAACUCUGAUAAAGAAUUUCAUUAUUUUUGCCAAAGAAAUAUGUUUUGUUGUUGUAUCAACCUAUUAACCUGGUGUUGAAAGGUUUAAAACAUGUAGCGUGUACAUUUUUGUUUAGAAAAAAGUUUUCAAGUGCUAGGUUUCGGGUUAGGCCAUUUUUAUUGUUAUAUAUACAUGUUAAUACAUGUUCAUCGUGCUUGAAUUAUAAUAUGUUAUCUAUGAGUUGAUACCAGUUGUAUAAUUUAUCUAACAAGGUAGCAAAAUC
Messenger RNA from Mercenaria mercenaria, 1939 nucleotides. RefSeq names its product kynurenine 3-monooxygenase-like. The transcript is spliced from 14 exons. The record is from RefSeq and is a predicted model, not a curated record. Gene Ontology annotation, molecular function: FAD binding; NAD(P)H oxidase H2O2-forming activity; kynurenine 3-monooxygenase activity. NCBI's taxonomy places the organism in Eukaryota, Metazoa, Mollusca, Bivalvia, Venerida, Veneridae. Gene Ontology annotation, biological process: NAD+ metabolic process; quinolinate biosynthetic process; L-tryptophan catabolic process. Gene Ontology annotation, cellular component: mitochondrial outer membrane. The coding region runs from base 254 to 1642 and encodes 462 amino acids.